This is a messenger RNA of Condylura cristata (star-nosed mole), 1482 nucleotides long. RefSeq lists its product as uncharacterized. Lineage: Eukaryota; Metazoa; Chordata; Mammalia; Eulipotyphla; Talpidae. The record is from RefSeq and is a predicted model, not a curated record. The transcript has 12 exons. Gene Ontology annotation, biological process: positive regulation of natural killer cell mediated cytotoxicity; stimulatory C-type lectin receptor signaling pathway. The coding region runs from base 1 to 1482 and encodes 493 amino acids.
AUGAAUAGCCAAGAAGUAACCUAUGCAGAUCUGAAUCUGGGUAGGAAAUCAAAAAGACAGCAAGCAAAACCGAAGAGCACUAAAAUCUCCAUUUCAGUACCCCAGGAGGACAUCACCUAUGCAGAUUUAAAUCUUCAAAACAUUUCUCAGGAUCUUCAAGGGAAUGGCAAGAAAUACCAGGGCCAAGGCUCUCCAGGACCCCCAGAGAAGUGCAUUGCUGGGUUGCUGGGACUCACCUGCCUUAUAUUAAUAUGCAUUAUUGUAGCAGUGGCAGUUCUAGAGAUCACAGACAUUGUUUUUGAUCACAGAUCAGAAACAAGUGCUGGUGAGGAUGUGGAGAAAGGGGACCCUCCUACGCUGCGGCUAGGAAGCUCUGGGGGACCAGUCCUCAAGAAGACCAGUGUGGUGGUGUCUCCCCCUCACUCGAGGAUGCCAACUCCUAGCAGCAGAAGAGCAGCAGAGAUGAACGACCACAGAGUAACCUAUGCAGAGGUGAAGCUGGCGAAGGGCUCGAAAAGACCUCAAGUGAAACCUCAAGAGAGGAAAAGCUGCACCACAGUGACCGAGCAGGGAAUAACCUACGCAGAAUUAAACCUCCACAAAUCCCGGGGUCCUCAGGAGAAUGGCAAGUCCCGUCAGUGCAAAGUCUCCAUCUCUCUCCCCGCAGGCUCACCGGCUCCUCCCGAGAAGCGCAUAGCUGGGGUCUUGGGACUCACCUGCCUUGUGCUGAUAUGCGUUAUUGUGUCAGUGAUUGUUAAAACCGGGUGGUUCACCUACUCGGGCAGCUGCUAUUACUUUAAUGCUGAGAAAAAGACCUGGAACGAGAGCGUGACCGACUGUCAGAGAAACAACUCUCAGCUGCUCUACAUAGACUCUGAGGAAGAAAUGACAUUUUUUAAAACCAUAACAAUGUUGUCAUGGACUGGAGUCUAUCGUAACGGCAGCCAUCAGCCAUGGACGCUGGUAAAUGGGUCAACUUUCCGAUUAGAUAUGAGAUUACUAUUCUCCCUGCUCCGCCCACACGACUGCACCAGGGCCCUGGCCAUCCUGGGGGCGGUCAGUGAGGACUCACCUGCAGCUGUCGGAGCACCGUCCCUGAGACGACCCAGCUGCAAGAGUGAACGACCGCACGGAGAACUCCCCGGCACUGAAUCUGGACCCAAGGGUGCUGCAAAUGAAGGUUUCGAUAAAGCUGAAGCAGAAAUAUUUGCCAACAUUAAGAACGACAAAAGGACAUACACAGUGGACAUUUCAGAUUCGCCCUUAACUCCAGGGACGAUUGUUGCUGACGACCUGGGGAUCCUCUUGGUGCCCACAGUCGUAAAAAUCAUAGUUCUCAUUGCUUGUCAGAAACAACAAGUGCUGGUGAGGAUGUGGAGAAAAGGGGACCCUCUUAUGCUGCGGCUAGGAAGCUCUGGGGCCGGUCCCCAUGAAGACCAGUGUGAAGGUGUCUCCUGUUCACUCAAGGAUGCCAACUCCUAG